AUGGCUAGGUCCAAGGAAUGCACAGUCUUUGCCACUCAAAAGUUCUCAGUCCAAGCAUCGGGGAGCAAAGCAUCCAAGGAGUCCAGAGCGGACUCCCAGCUUAUCCAGGAGGGUCUGGAAGACUUCCUGGAGGAGGCGGGGUUUGAACUGAGGCCUAAAAGACUAGUGUCUACGCGGGCGCAGCCUUGCACCCCUCCCCAAUCUCUGGCCCUGCGCAGGGAGAGGAAGGCGUUCGCAGAGCCCGGCUCGCGCUCCACACCCGCAGCCGACAGACGGCAGCGCCUGCGCCCGCGCAUCCCCCAGCCCGUGCGCCGGAGCCACCGGGGCAAAGGCGCGGCGCUGGUCGCGGCACAUCUCCUGCUCAGUCGCUUGCUCUCUGCGCUGAAAGGAAGCCAAGCCGGAAGCCCCAGCAACCGGCCCUCCAAGAUGAAGAAGCUCCAGGGAGCUCAACUCCGCAAGCCCAUCACCCCAGACCUGCUGAUGACUCCCAGUGACCAAGGUGAUGUAGACCUGGACGUGGACUUUGCUGCAGACCGGGGCAACUGGACAGGCAAGCUGGACUUUCUGCUGUCCUGCAUUGGCUACUGCGUGGGCCUGGGGAAUGUCUGGCGUUUCCCCUACCGAGCCUACACCAACGGAGGAGGUGCCUUCCUCGUGCCCUAUUUCCUCAUGCUGGCCAUCUGCGGCAUCCCCCUCUUCUUCCUUGAGCUCUCUCUGGGCCAGUUCUCCAGCCUGGGACCCCUGGCCGUCUGGAAAAUCAGCCCCCUCUUCAAAGGUGCCGGCGCGGCUAUGCUGCUCAUCGUGGGCCUGGUGGCCAUCUACUACAACAUGAUCAUCGCCUACGUCCUCUUCUACCUCUUCGCCUCCCUCACCAGCGACCUGCCCUGGGAGCACUGUGGCAACUGGUGGAACACGGACCUCUGCCUUGAGCACAGAGGCUCCAAGGACGGCAAUGGGGCCCUGCCCCUCAACCUCACCAGCACCGUCAGCCCCAGUGAGGAGUACUGGAGCCGCUACGUCCUCCACAUCCAAGGCAGCCGGGGCAUUGGCAGUCCCGGGGAGAUCCGCUGGAACCUCUGCCUCUGCUUGCUGCUUGCCUGGGUCAUCGUGUUCCUCUGUAUCCUCAAAGGUGUGAAGUCCUCGGGCAAGGUGGUGUAUUUCACAGCCACGUUCCCCUACCUCAUCCUGCUCAUGCUGCUGGUCCGAGGAGUCACCCUCCCAGGAGCCUGGAAGGGAAUCCAGUUCUAUCUCACCCCCCAGUUCCACCACCUGUUGUCUUCCAAGGUGUGGAUCGAAGCUGCCCUUCAGAUCUUCUACUCCCUGGGUGUGGGCUUCGGGGGUCUCCUCACCUUUGCCUCCUACAACACAUUUCACCAGAACAUCUAUCGAGACACCUUCAUCGUCACUCUGGGCAACGCCAUCACCAGCAUCCUGGCAGGCUUCGCCAUCUUCUCUGUUCUGGGCUAUAUGUCUCAGGAGCUGGGUGUGCCUGUGGACCAAGUCGCCAAAGCGGGCCCAGGCCUGGCCUUUGUUGUCUACCCGCAGGCCAUGACCAUGCUGCCUCUGUCACCCUUCUGGUCCUUCCUCUUCUUCUUCAUGCUGCUGACUCUGGGCUUGGACAGCCAGUUUGCCUUUCUGGAGACCAUUGUGACAGCUGUGACAGAUGAGUUCCCAUACUACCUGCGACCCAAGAAGGCCGUGUUCUCUGGGCUCAUCUGCGUGGCCAUGUACCUGAUGGGGUUGGUCCUCACCACUGACGGGGGCAUGUACUGGCUGGUCCUUCUAGAUGACUACAGCGCCAGCUUCGGGCUAAUGGUGGUGGUGAUAACUACAUGCCUUGCUGUCACCCGGGUAUAUGGCAUCCAGAGGUUCUGCCGGGAUAUCCACAUGAUGCUGGGCUUCAAGCCGGGCCUCUACUUCAGAGCCUGCUGGCUGUUCCUGUCCCCGGCCACACUCCUGGCCCUGCUGGUGUAUAGCAUCAUCAAGUACCAGCCCUCAGAGUACGGCAGCUACCGCUUCCCAGCCUGGGCGGAGUUGCUGGGCAUCCUGAUGGGCCUGCUGUCCUGCCUUCUGAUCCCCGCCGGCAUGCUGGUGGCUGUGCUUCGAGAAGAGGGCUCGCUCUGGGAGAGGCUCCAGCAGGCCAGCCGGCCGGCCAUGGACUGGGGCCCGUCGCUGGAGGAGAACCGGACGGGCGUGUAUGUGGCCACAUUGGCCGGGAGCCAGUCGCCCAAGCCACUGAUGGUGCACAUGCGCAAGUACGGAGGCCUCACCAGCUUUGAGAACACGGCCGUUGAGGUGGACCGAGAGAUGGCAGAGGAGGAGGAGUCUGUGAUGUGAGGCAGGAGACAGGCGGACAGGAGGCCCUGCCCCAGGGGCUCUGGGAGGGCUGAGGCUGUGGGAGGUUGCUGGUAUCCAAUGCAAGUCCCUUUUUGUGGCCUCUGCCUCUCCUGAAACCUUUAUCUACCCCCUACACACACACGGACACGCACGCAAAGCUGAGAAUGAUCCAGCUCAGCCCUCACUUGGCAGAUGGAUAAACUGAGGCCAAGGAGGAAGACUUGCCAGAGGUCUGGUGGCAGAGGGGACUGGACCCCAGGCCUCCUGACCAGCCAGCUCACUUCGUCAUGUGGCAGCUGGCACCACCUUCUCAUCUCUGUUCAAGGCCCAGACCCCUCCUUUUUCUCGAAGAGCCUGUUCCACACCCUUCAACACAGCCAGAAUCUCCAGCUGGGCUCACAAGCCCCAGGCACGGAGGGUUAGCGAGUCAGGUGGGGGAAAGAUCCCUGUGGGCUCAUGUGCACAGGCCAGGUGCCCUGAAGGAAGCAGGACCUGAGGGCCUUGGAGGGUGAGCACGUUUGGAGAGAGGAUGGGGGGAAGAGGGCAAAAUGGGGGGACGGUCUCUGGGAGAGGGGCUGACACAGCCAAGGUGUGGAGGACAGAAUGUAGCCCCCUCCUCUUCCCCUGGGGCCAAGAGGAGGUGCACUGCCUGCGACAAAGUUCAAAGGCAUAGGAGCAGGUAUUCCCAGGUUAGGACCGGGUGCAGGUGGGAAUGAAGAAUGACGGGGAGGCGGAGCCAGGGCUGUGAGAUGGGCAAAGGAUUUGCAUGAUCUGGUUGUGCUUUAGAUAGAAUGCCGUUCUCAGUGUGCAAAGUGGAGACAAGGUGGGGUAGGAGGCCUGUGGAGGACAGGCAAGAGGGGCAGGUGGCCUGAGCUGGGGGGAGUGGAUGGGGAUGGAGACAGAGAGGGGACCCUGCACUUCCGAGAAUGCAACUAGGAAUCUCGGAGAUGGUCCACACAUAAGGCUGUCGGUCUUAAUGCUGCCCACUCAGCUCCAGGAUGAGGGGCCUUGCGCCCGAAUAUGAGGGUGGGGGCAGAGAGUGGAGGGCAGCUGCAGGCCUGUGACCAGAAGCCUAGUUAUCGUCAAUCCCCAGGCCCAGGAGGGGCUGCGCUGGGGUCCCUUCUUCCCUGAGAGAGCAGGGUGGGGUGUGAAAAUGUCUGAGCGGCUCUCCUGCACAUGGCGUUGUCCAGUGGGGCAGGGUGCCCUCGUGCAGCUGUGCCGGGCUCUGCACCCCAUCUCUCUCCUGGGGUCUCACCCACCCAUCUGUGUGUUCUGUUGGUUUUCCGUUAAUAAACAACAAUGAGGUCA
Messenger RNA from Pteropus alecto (black flying fox), 3645 nucleotides. RefSeq names its product solute carrier family 6 member 7 (gene SLC6A7). The record is from RefSeq and is a predicted model, not a curated record. Gene Ontology annotation, cellular component: membrane. The transcript is spliced from 15 exons. NCBI's taxonomy places the organism in Eukaryota, Metazoa, Chordata, Mammalia, Chiroptera, Pteropodidae. Bases 1 to 2337 code for a protein of 778 amino acids. Gene Ontology annotation, molecular function: L-proline transmembrane transporter activity. Gene Ontology annotation, biological process: sodium ion transmembrane transport.